CUGUCAGCUCCACAGUUGACUUGAAAGCAGAGGGAAUAUUUUUUUCUCUCUCACUGGAAGUGGGAUAAAAAUAAAAGUCCAACUUGUCGGCAGUGGUCCGUGAAGGAGCAGCAGAUCCUCCGUUCAGGGAGAUUUCGUCCCUCGUGUCCCAGAAAAUGACGAGUCCUCUGGAGAAAAUGGUGGCUGAGAAGAAGGAGACCAUUGAGGCGCUGAUGGACAUGUUUGAGAAGGGCGCCGAGGUGUUGGCGAGCGCCGUGGGUGAGCUGUUCCCGCUCUGCGAGGCGGCCGCUCCGGUCCUGAAGCUGGUCUUGGACAACGUCCACAGCAAGGAGGUGUUUUACGUCAAAGAGCAGUUCCUGACGGUGAGGAGCAAGCUGGACGUGCUGUCCAACCAGCUGGAGGACAUCGAGUCUGAGCUCAGGAAGAGAGACCUGGACCGCGACUACUUCUCCGUGGAGGAAAACAUCAGGAACCAGUUUAGGAAGUACAUGGACAUCUUGGAGGCGAAGCCGCAGUUCAGGGAGGUGAAGAAGAAGCUGUUUCUGGAUCACUUCACUAAAACCGGUGGAGAGAAGAACCUCUGUGUGCUCUACGAUGCUCUGAUGGGAACCAGCACCUUCAAAGAUCCCAUUUUAGAUACAGUAGAGAGGUAUGUUGGGAGGAACCGGCGCCUCCUGGAGGACUUCUGCGUCCGGAUGAAGGAGCUCUUCUGCCUGGGUUUGAUUUCUCUGCUGGGCUACUGCGCCCUCACCCAGAGCCCAGAGGAAGAGCAGGACAAGAUCCGAGAGUGGAGCACCAAAAUCGAAGAGGUAGAGUCCAAGAUGAAGGCAGCCAUCGAGUCCUGCAUAGCUGCGUUUCCAGAGCAAGCGAAACUAGACGUGCAGCGCCUCCUGCAGGAGACAGAGGAGGAAAAUCUUCAGGAUGCACCUCAGCGUCUUCUGGAGUUCCUGGUGAAAAAGUACGACUGGGUCUCCUGGUCUGUGCGGCUGAUCAAAAACUCAGGCAAAGUCUUUGAGAACCUGCGAGCCGGGAAGCAAUUCCACCAGGUGGCGGGACAGAACUGGUUCGAGGUUCUUCAGGUGAACGACGUCAGCCUGGUGGUGUCGUUCAGCACGGCGCCUCAGCCGGUUCCCAGCGACUGCGUCCGGCAGCUGAUGGAGGGUCCGGCCAGGAAGGGCAACGCUCCGGAGGCGGUGGAUGCGCUGGAGAAGCAGCUGUGCGGGUUCAUCGUUCACGCCAUCAGUCGGCACAAAGAGUCUGCAGCCGCGUGGAGCUUCCCGGAAGAAUGCCACUACUGGGAACACCACAAGAACGUAGCCGUGUGUGUGCACUCGGAAUAACGCUCAAGAGCAGGGUUUAAAGAUUUAUCAUCCAUUUAAAGGGGCAGCGUUACGUAUAUUGUCUCUGUCUCUUUAAAAAGCUCUUGCUCUUCCAAACACUCCACCUUCUGCAUGUCAUCAGAACUCCUUUCCUAUCAAGCAAUUAACAACGUUUUUACCCGCGUUGCACUGAGAAUCAGCUCGUGUGAUAAGUUCAACAGAUACGCAGUUCCAGCAGUGUUUGCUAACUGCUGCUGCCACUAGUCUGGAGGAACUGAGUGGGGAGGGGUGGCCCUCGGUUACACCAGGAUUUCUCAAACAUGAAUAAAAGAAUCAAAGAAACGCUCCAGGUGUGUUUUUCACGAGGGAGAAAAAUUAUAACACAAUGUAAAACUAA
Messenger RNA from Xiphophorus couchianus (Monterrey platyfish), 1716 nucleotides. RefSeq names its product protein rapunzel-like. The record is from RefSeq and is a predicted model, not a curated record. Lineage: Eukaryota; Metazoa; Chordata; Actinopteri; Cyprinodontiformes; Poeciliidae. The transcript is spliced from 3 exons. The coding region runs from base 156 to 1340 and encodes 394 amino acids.